Messenger RNA from Penicillium bovifimosum, 3060 nucleotides. Its product is annotated as Zn(II)2Cys6 transcription factor domain-containing protein. NCBI's taxonomy places the organism in Eukaryota, Fungi, Ascomycota, Eurotiomycetes, Eurotiales, Aspergillaceae. The record is from RefSeq and is a predicted model, not a curated record. The coding region runs from base 1 to 3060 and encodes 1019 amino acids. Gene Ontology annotation, biological process: positive regulation of transcription by RNA polymerase II; aromatic amino acid catabolic process. Gene Ontology annotation, cellular component: nucleus. The transcript is spliced from 5 exons. Gene Ontology annotation, molecular function: DNA-binding transcription factor activity, RNA polymerase II-specific; zinc ion binding.
AUGGGGGACAAUAAUGGCGCUUACAGCAAGGCGGAGUCUGAUGCACAUCACCGCCGAGGGUACCAGGCUUGUGAUCCGUGUCGCAAACGCAAGGUAAAGUGCGACCUAGGAAGUGUCGACAAUCCACGUCCCCCACCGUGUGUUCGAUGCCGUCGCGAAAGUAAACGAUGUGAAUUUUCAGCAACUCGGCGCAAGCGCAAGACCUCCGACAUUGCAGGAGAUGAAGCGGAGGCAGCGGCGAUCCUGCAUCGCGACAAGCGAAUGAUGGUAGGGGAGGUAGCCAAGAAUAAAAGCCCAGUGGAGGUCGAGGCCCCCCCAUUUGCAUCUGAUCCCUCCCAAUUUGAUCCCGAAUCCGUGCGUGUCAAACAGAGGUGGUCUGAGGCACCGUCGGCAACGCCAGCCCCGCGGUACACGCCCAGUGCCCCAAUAUCACGGGCUCCCCCGUACUCCGUUGAGCGCACCGUGCCGCCUAGCUAUGGAGGACCCCCGAUGAUGAAUCGCACGGCGGUGGAGCUGCUAUCACCUGCAAUCACUAAUACCCACGAGGCUUUGCAUCUACUUUCUGAAGCAGCGGGCAGGACAGAGGACCUCAACCGUCAAAGUCUCGAGAAUCGGUUCGCCGCAAAGCAAUCUGUCUCCUCGUAUAACUCGGGACCUUCACCUCUCGCGCAAGGCAACUCGCCACGGAGCAUGGGUGGAUCCUUUGUGCGAACUCCUCGAUCAGGAGUGUCCAUGGGCGGCUCGACAUAUUUCCCGGCUGGUGUCUCGGGGUCGGUAGAUCCCCAGUCAGCGGAUGCUGUCCCACAAAGGGAAAGCCCGGUCAAUAAUACUCCCCAUGACCCGGGGUAUCUCGAUGCAAUCCGAGCUUGGUCGCGAUUGCGAUUCGUUCGUGCCGGUUGGCUAACGGUGGAGGAGGGAAUGGACUAUGUGGCAUAUUACUAUGAGAACCUCGCACCGAUGAGCCCUGUUGUGAUCCCUGACUUCUCCCUUCCCUCUACGCACCGCACAUUGCUCACGGAUGAACCGGUGCUGGCGGUCACUAUCCUCACCAUCGCAUCCAGACAUUUGAAACCCAAGGGCGAUGGUGCUAAUACACGGGCAUUCUACAUCCAUGAUCGACUCUGGGCUUACCUCCGCGGCAUGAUUGAACGUCUAUUUUGGGGCCAAGAGAAGUUCGAUCCUGGGACAUCAGGCAUUGGGCGACCUCGGUCGCUUGACCUGAGCUCCCCUUCAACAUCAGGUAAAGGUGGUGUGAAGGGACAGUUGAGGUCGUUGGGUACCGUGGAAGCUAUGUUACUUCUCACAGAGUGGCAUCCCCGAAACCUACACUUCCCGCCGGGCGACGAUGAGAAUUCUCUUCUAGACAUCGAUCCCCAGACACAUAGUCGGGCCGAUAACCCCUUGGGUCACGACGGUGAACACACCGGCAGCAAAGGGUCAGAGGGAAGGGUUGCAUUCCAAAAAUGGCUGGAACCAGCCUGGCGGUCAGAUCGAAUGUCGUGGAUGCUCCUGAGCACAGCGCAAGCUCUGGCGUUUGAACUUGGCGUCUUCGACCCUAAAGAAGACGCCAAGACGGCCAAUGAACCGCUGUCUGAGCAAACUCGGAAGCGCCGAUUACGGCGUUUAAUCCUCGUGUUUAUCACGCAUAGCAGUGGUCGUUUAGGCAUUCCUUCUAUGCUUCCAUUGCCUCAAUGGGGACAGGAUAUCACACCGACGCUUGCUGAUGCAAAGGAUGCCGAUGCCAAUCUCGAUCGGAUGCAAGACUGCUGGAUCAGUAUCUCGAAGAUUGUGUAUCAAGCCAACCAUCUCUUGUUUGCUUCCAGUGACCAAACUAUGGAGUUGAUUAGGACCGGGAGGUAUCGUGAGCAGAUCGACCGAUUCCAGCCGUUUUUACGGGACUUCCAGCAACAGCUGGACAGUGUUGAUCUUUCACCGGCCAUGCGGAGCGUUUUACUUAUUGAGCUCGAGUAUACCCGUCUCUAUAUCAAUUCUCUCGCCUUACAAGCCGUCGUCGAUCGAUGGACGACCAUGUCCAACGAGUCUGCCCAAAGUAACAAUCCGAUACAGAAUGGACAGUCAGGAUCGGGGCCGUCUCAUAGCAACAGCUGGUUCCAAACGUUGAAUGAGCUCUACCGUGUCAAUGAGCCUUAUAUCCAGGAAGUCGUCGAUUCCUCACGCAAAAUCCUGCAGACAGUUUUAGACGGCCUUGUUCCCGGAGGCCGCCUCAGGCACGCCCCCAUUCGAACCUUCUUCCGAAUUCUGUCUGGCAUGAUCUUCAUUUUGAAGACUUUCACACUAGGUGCUCGGGAAGACGACGUGCGUGUCUCGCUCGAUCUGCAGGACCGUACAGUGGAGGCAUUGCGCCUUUACGUCGUGGAUGACGUGCAUAUCAGUAACACGGUUGCCCGACUUCUGGAGCUUCUCACAAGCAGUAUCCGCACGCGCUUCCUACGCUUCGCACCCCCUGACCGUGGUCCCGAUGGAGAGGGACAUGAGCGCACAUCGGUUUCCGGCUCCCGACCUCACUCUCCAUCGCGCGAGAACACCGCACCUCGUCGUGACGGCCCGCAUACCCCCUGGUCCGCUAGUCAAGGUCAUGAUACAACGUCGGGCGGAUCGGGCCUAGGAUAUGUGGAUACCCAUGGGUCCCACUCGAUUGGGUCGUCGCAUGAUCCGCUGGCGAGCAUCCCUGCGCAGCCGAUCAAUUCGUCGAACCUCAACGUAUCCUUCAUGCCGCCUCCACCAUCUGUGUAUCACAACUACUAUGACUCAAACGCGACAUUCCCUACCAGUGAUAUGGACAGGUCAUCGCCAAGUCACGUACCCUCCUCGCAAGCUAUGGGCGACAGCCAUCACUCCACCGCGCUUCCGGAUUGGUUUGCGUUGCCCCUCGAUCAAUUCUUCAAUAGCUCUACUGGCGCCGUUGACCAGGGUCUGGGUGGAACUGGUCCCAUGCUUGGCGAGUUCGAUAUGCUUGAAGUGCUUCUCAAUGAGGGCUACGAUGGUAAUCCUAACGGUGAAGGUGACAACGUGGGUGGGCUGUCAUCCCAGUACCUAUGA